This is a messenger RNA of Ceratina calcarata, 1954 nucleotides long. RefSeq names its product porphobilinogen deaminase-like protein l(3)02640. The transcript has 6 exons. Gene Ontology annotation, cellular component: cytoplasm. The record is from RefSeq and is a predicted model, not a curated record. Gene Ontology annotation, biological process: heme biosynthetic process. Gene Ontology annotation, molecular function: hydroxymethylbilane synthase activity. Bases 452 to 1525 code for a protein of 357 amino acids. Lineage: Eukaryota; Metazoa; Arthropoda; Insecta; Hymenoptera; Apidae.
GUCGUAAGUGUGACGUCGUGAGCGUCGUGACUUGUGACCGUGUCAGUCCGUCAAACCGUGUAUCGUCGUGCUGAUCGUGCACCGUCUCGUACGAAAUGACGACCAUAAGAAUGUAAUUCUCUUCGUACGAGCGAAUAAUUUUACUUAUAUUCACGUUCUGCUGCAGUGUCAGUAACUGUGAAACAAGCCUCGCAAAUUCUGUAUAGUAAUAGAUUAAUUAAGGAUUCCGGAAUUCAUAUUCUGCUUCCUCGACGGUGCCUAAGGUUACUCGCAAGAAUAGUGAAAGUAGUUCUGGCGUCUUUGACCUAAUUAAAGUUCCUUUUGUCCAUUUGGAUAGAAUGUUCUUUUGUCACAUUCCAAAGUAGAAUUUAUUCGUUACGUAAUAAUAAUUGUCAUUUAUGAUAUCGUGUCGCGAUCGACGUGGAGAAGAAUAGGAAUUUAAAUUACCGCAAUGACGAGCACGGACACACGUGACGUAAUCCGAGUUGGAUCUCGGAAAAGCGAGUUGGCUCUGAUUCAAACGAAACACGUGAUAGAAUGCUUAAAGGAAUACAAUCCGACGAAAGAAUUCCAAAUAGUCACGAUGUCGACCAAAGGAGAUAAAAUCUUAGAUAAAUCUUUACCAAAGAUCGGGGAGAAGUCGCUGUUUACGGAGGAGUUGGAACUAGCUCUCGAGAGCGGUCGUGUUGAUUUUGUGGUGCAUUCGUUGAAAGAUUUGCCAACGACUUUACCAGCAGGAAUGGCUUUGGGCGCAAUAUUGAGACGCGAGGAUCCACGCGACGCGGUCGUUAUGUCGAAGAAGUACAAAGACAAGACGUUGUCCACUUUGCCAAAGGGCAGCGUCGUUGGUACCAGUUCGUUACGCAGAUCUGCUCAAUUAGCUAGAAACAUGCCGCACUUAAAAGUGGAGAAUAUCCGUGGUAAUUUAAAUACACGAUUGAGGAAGUUGGACGACGAGGACGGUCCCUUCGCGGCGAUCAUUUUGGCAGCUGCCGGAUUGAAGAGAAUGAACUGGGAGAACAGAAUAAGUCAGCUGUUAGAACCGGAAGAAGCGUUGUACGCCGUCGGCCAAGGUGCCUUAGGAGUCGAAUGCAGAGAAACGGACUGGAAGAUACUGUCUCUUUUGGAACCGCUGCACGACGUAGAUACGACCUUAAGAUGCGUGUCCGAACGUUCUUUUCUAAAAACGUUGGGCGGUGGUUGUUCGGCACCAGUUGCCGUUUCCACAACCUUACAAGAGAAAACUCUGACCAUAACUGGCGCCGUAUGGUCAUUGGACGGACAACAAUUGAUCAAAGAUACGUUCAAGAGUAAACUUUACAUACCCGAUGACGAUGGAGAGCCUCCGAAGAAAUGUCCGUAUCGAGAACCUAAACUUUACUGCAGUGUCGCACCUGGCAAAGUGAGCUAUUUGAGUCUAACGGGUGCAGAACUCCUUGGUAAAGAUCUCGCGAAAAGUCUUAUAAAGAAGGAGGCGCUCGAUGUGAUGGCUCAGGCGAGAAAUGAAAUUUUACAAUCGAAAUAGCGCGGAAAAAAUUAGUUUUGUUGAUGAUAAAUACGAAUUCUAGGCGUAAGUAAAAUUUCGUUUCGGUAUUCCAUUAAUUUAAGCAAGAAUCCUAGAGCAAUUAUUUAUGAAAGAAAUCCGGUAUGUUUCUCAUAAUUUAAUGAGAUCGCUGUUAUGAUCGUUAUUCGUUAUCGUUAUCUCGCAAAUAUUAUUUCACUGCCAUGCGUAACAUUUACGUUAAAGAAAUCUCGUGCUAUUUACAAUGAUUCACAAAGUUCAACGUAUUCGAAUAAAGUCACGAUUGAGCAGCUACGCUUCGAGUUUGCUUACAAACGUGUAAAUAUAGUUUUUUACGAAAAAUAUCAUUAUCAAGAAAACUAUCAAUCAUGUUACAAUGAGAUAUAUGUUGAAAGAAUAUUAUUUACAUUUAACGAAUUUACGAAAUAUAUU